Molecule: messenger RNA, 405 nt
Organism: Suillus clintonianus
Lineage: Eukaryota; Fungi; Basidiomycota; Agaricomycetes; Boletales; Suillaceae
Exons: 3
Coding region: 1-405 (134 amino acids)
Source: RefSeq, a predicted model, not a curated record
AUGCGUCAUCCCGACGUGCCCCGCCAUGCGCUAAGCUUCCAAACUAGCCAUCGACGCGGGCUUCCUGCGCCCCCAACAGCGUCGUUCACCACCAUCUUACGUGGAUCUGUCCGUUGGACCAAGUACAACGGCUCUGGACACCGCCUAGCCAUCGACACAGGCUUCCUGCGCCCCCAACAGCGUCUUUCACCACCUCCUACGUGGAUCUGCCUGCUGGACCAAGCGCAACGGCUCUGGACGCCACCCUCAUCUCUCAACAACCCAUCUACCACCCUUAGCGUCGGUGCACGCUUUCUACGCCUACAUAGACCUUGUACCAUCGCUCUGGAUGCCACCCUCACCUUUCAAUCACGCUAUAUACUGCCUACUUUACACACCUCGCUAGACCUUUUACCACCACUAUGA